Drosophila ficusphila is the source of this 1636-nucleotide messenger RNA. RefSeq lists its product as uncharacterized. The record is from RefSeq and is a predicted model, not a curated record. Bases 98 to 691 code for a protein of 197 amino acids. The transcript is spliced from 4 exons. NCBI's taxonomy places the organism in Eukaryota, Metazoa, Arthropoda, Insecta, Diptera, Drosophilidae.
UCGAGUCUUGCUCAUCGCUAUCGUCAACAAAACAUAACAAAGUUGUUUUUUUUAUGAAAAUAAUAAAAUCCAAGGCUGAUCGAAACUAUGUUUUGCAAUGAGUAAGCACAACUUUGCUGGGGUUCUGAGUAAUGACGAUCCCUUGCUGAGUGACAACGACCUAGUAGAGGAGGGAAUUGAAGAACUGCAAAGCAAGCUGGAUGAAAUCCUGGACAAUCAAAACGAAAUCAUUACACUUCUUUGCCAGGUGACUCACAGCAGAAUACCCGGAGAAUUCUAUAAAACUGAGCUCGACUAUUUUCCUGUGACUGAUCCCGAAGAGCUGCCAAAAUUGGACACCAAUCUUUCCAAGCCGGGCAAUAAAUAUACUUAUCUUAUUCAAAGCAUUUUAAAACCUGAAGGUAGAAGAGAACCCUUGAAAAACAAUUUUUCUAAGAUAUUUGACUACGACAUUCUCAUGGCGUACAACUACGAUGGUGUGAGCACUAAACAGUCCUUUAAACAGUAUACAAAUAUAAACAAAACCAUUUUUGAUAUCCUUAAAACUGAUGGCUAUACACACACGGACUACGUUGCCGAUAUCAGAGCUGCUUUUCACACUUUAAAGCGUCGUUAUCACAAAAGAAAUCAUGAUUUAAGAAGAAGGAUUAAACGGACCCAAAAUGGAAAGCUGGAUUCUGACUGGGAAUAGUAGAUUAGGCGUAUGUUGAAGUAACACCGCAUUUAAUGGUUUAUAUUGGGCGUGUAAACCCUUGCAGUGCUUAUCUUAACUGAAGGAAAGAAACGUCAAAACCGGUUUUUGGGUCUCUUUAGUAAGUUCUGUUCUUUAAACUUAAAUGAGGUUAUUUUUGGAUUACAUUUAACAAAAACCAACAACUUCAGAUUUUCGAACUGUAACGUUGAUGUCCACAUUCUCUUGAAAAGAAAUCGGAUCGGAGAAUGUUCCUUCAACAUUCAACUAGUUUUAUUUAAACUUCCCCAAAAUUUAUUUUUUAAUCUUUUGAAUUCAAGUUAAACUCAUCGAGCUUUUCUUUUAACUAUGCUCAGCAUUUAACUUGGCUAAAUCUCGAAAAGGCCACUUGUCUGGUGAGAGGACUGCCAAACUGUAGCGACUUGAGCAGAAGGUCAGGAACCAGGAGCUGAUAAACCUACAAGUUGCGUUUUAUCCGCAAUAAGAAGACAGCGAAUAGUUUUGAAUUAUAGGUAUAAAAAGGUUUACCUAUCACGGAUAGUUUUUAUUUGUGAACAUGAUUUGAAGAGUUUUUAUAGCCUUAACAUUUAGCCUUAAGUUGAAGCUAUUAAAACUUCUUAUAAAAUAUUUGCUGUAAAUUUAUUUGACUCUUGUAAAUAUAUACCCGAAAAAAUAUGUUACUUUUGGUAAGCGUUUUUGAUCGACUCCUUAGAUGUACUAAGGAUGUAUGUAUACUUUGUAGUACUUUCACUAAAAUAUUAUUUUCGAAUGUUACAUUCUUUAACUGUUUGUAAGUAGAGCACACUUUAAGUGACUGAGACUUUAUUUGUUAAAUGAGAAUUGCAGUUAAUAGUUUUAAUAAUCAAUCCAGCUCUUAUAUGAACCUUAAGCAAAAUAUGUUUCAAUUAAAAACUCCCAAAUAUUUUAAUAAAAUUCUUCUUUAUA